Molecule: messenger RNA, 6825 nt
Organism: Plodia interpunctella (Indianmeal moth)
Lineage: Eukaryota; Metazoa; Arthropoda; Insecta; Lepidoptera; Pyralidae
Exons: 13
Coding region: 150-2789 (879 amino acids)
Source: RefSeq, a predicted model, not a curated record
GUCAGUUAGUGAAAACGUACGCACGCACGAAAGGAAUUACAAGGACAAGACAAGACGGUCCAAAUAAAUAGAAACUAUGAUCUCAUAAUUAUUUUGACUCAUUAAUUUCUUUACAUGUACUUCGUGAAAGUUCAUUAGUGUUAUAAGAAAUGCAACAAUCACCGUUCGAGAAUAUUUUUAACAUUAUCGGUGGCCUAUCAGAAGGCAAUGAGAAACCUAUGAAACAUGGAUUUUAUAAUGCUUUUGCUUUAUUUAUUCUAGCAAUAUGUUGUGUAGCAGUUUAUGUACUCUUUCUUAUACUAGAACCUUUCUUCAAGCCUUUAUUUUGGGCUUUAUUGGUGGGGUCUAUCCUACACCCUUUCAAGUAUAAACUGUCUCAAAAAUUAAAGACAUGGUUUGAAGAUCUGGAGAAAACAAACACAUCUGUGAUAUUUGGAUUAAUGAUUAUACCUGUGAAUGUGGUUAACCGGGCGUCUGACACUGUUGGUUAUCAAUUCAAGGAACAUUAUAAAACUGUAAUAGGCCUGCUGCUAUCAAUCUUUGUACUGCCAUGGCUCUACAACUCUGUGCCGAGGAGCUUCUCCUGCAUCUUCUGGCAACUAACCAGUUUCAUUGGAUUCUCCACCACAAUGCUCAUAACAUUAUGUAGUUCUUAUAUUACUUUAACAAUUGUCCUAGCAUACCUCAUAAGUGUGUCCACACUAUGGACACCACAACGGGCCGUGAUGUUCAGGACAACUUCCCAGUUACUAUGGCUGGUUAUCACAAGUUUCAUUGCCAGUCUUUGUGGCUCCUGCCAGGUCUAUGUCUUUGUGAUACUGCAGGCUAUGUGUGUCACAGGCUUUGCUUUGGAGGUCUUGGAUGUACAUAAGAAAUUACUUAUUCAUGAUCCAGAAGCCUCAAUGAUAACUGCUAUUCAUGAAGUAUUUACAAAUGGACAUAACGAAGAAACACCAAAACUUAUUGAGGAUAAGCCCAAAGAAUCUAGUCAACCAAGUGCCAGUGACCAGGAAUCCACUCCAGAAAAGGACACUCCAUCUCCAGUUACCCCGGAUACAGUCCAGAGAGGAAGCUGGUCGACUGUGGAACCUAUACAAAGUUCACCACGACAUAAUGUAAAAAAGUUAUACAAAACAAAAACAUUAUCCGAUUUGCCUAUUGGCAAAAUGAAAUCGGCAUAUGAAAAUAGGUUAAUUGCAGCAUUCAAGCAGAGAUCCUUAGAUGAGAAUUACAUGAAGAAUAAUUUCAACAGCGACGAAGAAACUGCUUUAUAUUUUAAGUUACUGUUCUUUGGAUGUUUCUGUAUGUUGGUUUUCAAACACAUAUGGUUGUUGCCUGUUCUGUUGUUCUUCCUGGCCAUACAUGUUUUGAAGAGACUGCUGGAGUAUUUUGGAGUGUGGCUGUUUUUUGAAAAUCAAUAUAACAAUGUUAUGGGGAAAAUAAAUAACUGGUGGAAUCACAGAGAGUCUGCAUUGGUCCCGGCGCAUAUACGCGGCGUCGGCAAAAUGAUGUCAAUCUGCAACAACAGCCUGCGGGAGAUGUGCUACGGGUCGGUGGACACUGUGUCCAGCUGCUUUGUCAUCAUUGGCCUUAUUCUGUUCCUGACUGUUGCCAUCAUAUUCAUCUGUAUACAGAUAUACUCAGAGGCGAUAGUAGUGGUGCAGCUAAGCGGCAGCCUUCUCAACAGCACGUUCGUGCAGAACAGUGAACUUCACGCGUAUCUGCCCGAGGGCUGGGAGGAGAAACUCGACUCGCUCAUCGACAACGCCUACACCUACGGGAGGGAGGGAAUCUCUACAGCAGUUAGAAGUAUACUAAAAGAAGGCGAUCCAGAGAAAAUCGCGCGCGUAGAACAACAGAUUCUGGAGAUAUGGGACCGCGUGUACCAGAGCUGGGUUUCUGGGCAUUUCGCGUCGCCCGUGGGUCCUCAGGUCGACGGCGCCGCCAUACAAGACUCCUGGGAGAGUUUCGUCAAUGAUGUCUCCAAUACUCCAGGUUUGUUCGAUUACUCCGGAUUGGUGGCGUGGGUGAAGGCAAACCUGGGCACACUGAGCGCCAUCGCGACCAGCAUGUGGGCGCCGCUGGCCAGCAACGUGUCCCUAUUGGCUGGCUCCGUGGGCGCGUUCACGUCUUUGUUGCUGUGCGGAGGUGGCGCCAUCAUCAACAUGUUCAUCAACUUGGUGGUGUUCUUCACGACGUUGUUCUACCUCCUGGCGUCCAGCAACGCGCUGUACAAGCCGGUGGAAGUGAUCACUCAGGUGCAGCCCAACUUCGGUCCGAGGCUCGGUAUAGCUCUCUCUGUCGCCAUUAACCAGGUUUUCAGAGCCUCAUUCAAGAUGGCGUUGUUCUACGGACUAUGGACGUGGCUGGUUCACAAUCUGUUUGGCGCGAAAGUUGUCUACCUGCCCUCUGUCCUGGCAGCAGUGUUGGGCGCGGCGCCCUUCCUCGGCCCGUAUCUGGCGGGUCUGCCGGCCGCGCUUGACGUGUGGCUGCAAGGCCGGCCAAUGAUGGCGCUACUCCUGCCCAUCGCUCAGGCCGCGCCAAUCGCGUUCCUCGACGCCGCCGUCUACGCGGAGAUCAAAGACGGCGGGCACCCGUAUGUGACAGGACUGGCCAUAGCGGGCGGCAUCUUCUACCUGGGGCCCGAGGGCGCGAUCCUGGGGCCGCUGCUGCUGUGCUGCCUCAUGGUGGUGCUCAACCUCUCCUCCACCUUCCUCAGGGACACGCCCUCCGAAGAACGCGCCGCCCUCCACUCAAGGGCCAGGUCAUUAUUGGGAUGCUUUAUAUAAAAAGGUGUGUAUAUUAUAACUAGAUAUUCUGUAGUAUUCUUUUCGUUUCUUUAUCAAGGCGAAAGAUGUAAACAAAUCAAGCAAUCUGAAACAGCAUUUUCCACAAAUAAUAAUAUACAAAAUGUUUUAAUGUCUGAUUAUAGCUAAGACGCAAAAAUGGUCUGUUAUAUCAAAUAAGAAAGUUUAAGGCUUUUUAAGAAAUAAUAACUACAUCGUGUGGGUGAAUUACAUAUUUAUGUAUGCGCACAUAAAUUGAAAAUAAAUAUUUACCUUAAUUUUUAGUAAAUAUAUUCAUUACAAGCCAAUAUAGGAAAGUAAUUAUUCAUCUGUGUUAUAUUUCAUAAUUUAUUUACAUCUUUGGUCAAUUCUGGUAUAUUAUGUAAAUUAGAUGUUUUUACUAUUUUGCUUUGUUUAUAUUUUUGUACCACGUUGUGCACCCCUGGCUGAUUGCGUGAGAUUACUAGAUAGAUUUUUAUUGCAUUUAACCCUACUACGCUAGUCAACUAGUUAUUUCUUUUUUUACUAACAUAUUUUUUUAAUAAUUCGCACUCUCGCAGUGAAGGUUAGCUAAAGUUUCAAUAUCGAAAAGAUCUUGUAUUAAGUAGCAAGUGACACGUAACACUUUCUCGCUCGUUACGCAUUCCACACAUGAUUCCAUGGAAUUGAGUGAGGCAUUAUAUUUUAUGCGUUAAUCCCCUAAAGUAAAAACAACAAACAACAUGGCUUCAAAGUUAAAACAACAAAUUUAUAUUUUUGAAGUUCUAUUAUUAUAUUAGACAUACUUAUCUAUUAACUUUAGUUGACCUUUCCUGAUGUUUAUUUGCAUGUCCUCAAAUUUGGGGUAAACUUUUUUGAUAGAAACCCUUCGCAAGGCAACCAGAGUCGCUUCUUCUGAACAGUCCCUCCGCAUACUAAAUAAUAGAAAAAACAUCUGUUACAAUCGGUCCAGAUGAUAGUCGCUUGCCACGAUUAUAUCCAAUGCAUGUCCAAAAAUAUUCGGGUAAAAUCCUUAUAGGCUUCUUUUAUAUUGUUCUAAAUAGAUUCUAUACUUUUAUAUCUACUAUUUAUUCUUUAUAUAUUUAUAAAUAAUGCGCAUAAUUGAUUUAUUUAUCCACGUACAUACAUAGAUUAAUACAUUUUAAAUAUUUGUUUACAGGCUGGGUGUUUAUUUCUGACGGGUUUGCAUGGACGACUAAUGCUAACAUACAACACUCAUCUUAGUCAAUUAUACUAUUAUGUAAGGAACUGAUUGAUUCAUCAUUCAUUAAUGGUAUUAACUAGCAACACUCAUCGACUGCCUAAAUGUAACAAAGCAAUGUAUGUUGUGCUGAGUGUAUACCCUUUCACCGCGACACUUUAUAUCAGUUGUCAAUUAAUGAAUGUAUAUUGUUGUUGAAACAUCAAUUAAUCAAUCAAUAAGAACAAGGUUCUUGUCGAUGUAGUAUUUUAAAUUUACUCUGUCCCUUGCCACAUAUUUUACCUCCCUAUACGACACGACCUUCGCCUUGUAUUUUAUUACGUUUAUGAAUGCCCUUCUUGGCUUUUCCUUUUGCUUCCUUUUCCUUUAGCGCGAAGCUUAGAAAUGUGCAACACUUAAAUGAAAAUAGUUUACAAAUAGUGGUUUUUGGUUGAUAUAGGCACGAAAAUGUUUAUCUGAUUAAUGUCGUUCGCGGUGAAAGUGUAGUCAUUUAUGUAUGUAUAUUUACUCGGGAAAAAUGUCUAAAUAUAAUUACAAUUUGGAAUCACUUUCUCAAAAUGUGACCCGCUUUUAGCUUUACCCGCAUGUAUAUGAUACUUAAGUAUACUUGUAUGAAAAUAAAUGAAAUUAUUAGGGGUCUCCAGACCUAACAUUUUUAUACUUUGAAUGAGACUAUAGUGAAUUCAUCGGUGCUCCAAGUCACGCAGCGGGCGAAUUAAGUAACAUAAAUGGAAUACAUUGUCAUUUAUAUUACAAUAAAGAAUAAUUUAUCGAAUUCUUACAUACAAAGAUCAUCAUUUCACCAUGUUUUAACGUUACAUCGAAUUGAUUAAAUAUCUUAUUAUUAACUUGUACCUGAAACAUACCCAUUUUAUAUGUUUAAAUCUAAAUAGAAUAUAAAUAUAUCAGUAGGAAUCUUUUGACAAUUAAAUUGUUAAUAGACAUCAUACAUCGUAUAAUAAGAUCUGUGAUCAAUUUAAUGUAUACAGAGUGCAACAAAUACUUAUACUACUGGCUAAAUAUUUGACGAAGUUAAGUGAUUGCAGUAUUGAAUUGAAGGGGGAAAUAGCCGCCCUGCGAUGUAUGGGCAUUGCAUAUAAUGCUUGAACUUCUAUACUGCGAAAAGUGAAAAAUCUUUUUUUAAUAGUUGCGUCUUUUAUCCAUCUGACGGCAGCAUACUUCUCAAAUGUCACUGAUGCACUGCAUAUUAGGCAUAUAGGAUAUAUCCCAUGCCUUGGAACCUAAUAAGGUUAUUAUUACUUAAAUAAAACUGCCUAUAAUUUAUCAACUAUAAAGGAAUCUGAUGAAUGUGUCCACUUUCGAUUUUCCAUUAUACGCAUUGUUGCUUUCUUGGCUCGGACGUGUGAGCUUAUAUCUAUGUAUUUAUUCUUUAUAGACACGAAUGUAUUGUUAUUUAAUUUAGAACUUGUUAGAGGAAACGACUGGUUGCCAAAUAAAAGCGAUUAAGGUCGAGUCGUAGUGAUAUAAUUUGAUGGUGCUUUAUUUAUUAAUAUAAAAAUAAUUUAUUGCACAUUAUUAUAGAUAUGCAUACAAAAUGUAUCAUACAACUUAAAACUAAAUUGAUAAUCAAGAAAACGUGAAAAAGGUUUACUAUCUGUUUGUUAUAUGAAUGGCUGCUGUAUAGGGUGCGAGGGGAGUUCAGGUCAUAAAUAACUACGCUUCACAAUACUUGAGUAAAUGUAUGUAUUUAUUAGUAAUAUUCAAUAAUAAGUUAUUAAGUUGACUAUUUUUAACAAAUUUAACUACUUAAUACAUUAUCUAAAACAAUCUCAUUAAUAAUAAAAAUAGAGUGCGCCUUUUUGUAUUAUUAUUUAUCAUAAUUAAUAUAUUCAAAGAAUAAUAUUCGAUGGGACUAAACACUUAAAUGCAUAUUGAUUUAAUCACGGAAUGCAGAAAUCCAUGGAAGUGUUAAAGACCAACUUAUUCACAGUACAGGUGUCGCCAAAUGCACACAUCAAACAUGUCGCAUAUCUUCAAUCCAAAAUAGCCCAAAUCAAACAGACUACUAAGCUAAAAAACACCUUCACUGUACACAGAGUUUACUCUGCCAUAGCACACAAGGUCAUAUUUGCAGUGAAACUAAUAAAAACAAAGGACAGCUCGAGGCAAUCGUUUGACUAAGUUUAAGGGUGGAUACGACUUCGGCGGCGUUCCGAAGUCCUUGCCGGCGAUUAAUCGCAAACAUUGACACGCGUGACACGCCUACUUCAUAUUUCCAUGUUUUCUGUGUUCCGUGGUUUUAAAACUGAUAAGAAUUUUUACGAUUUUUAUAAGAUUUGUAAAAUCAACAUUACAUUUGUAUCUAAUUAGUAAAUAAGUCGAUUAAACGAAUAUUCCUAAAAACAGAAAUUGCUCUCUUUUAAAUUUAUUAUAAUAAUAAACACGUCUGUGUGCAUAUGUGAAAUUAAAAUUAUAAAAUCCUCAGUCAUUAAUAUAGUAUAAAAUGAUGAUAAAAUAUUGACGAAAUAUAUAUGUAAGCAUUACGUGUGUUUGAAUAUGUACUUGCUGCUAUUAUUACUUUAAACUUUGUCAGGUUUUAAUUGAAGAUUAUUUGAACGUGGCGCAAUUUUUUAUACUAAUUCUAUGGAGCUGUAAAAACUGUUCAAAAAACUUUUAAUUUUUCAAACAGUGAAGUGACUCUCACAAAUAGGAACAUAAGAAUAUUGUAUUAUUAUUUAAAUUCAACAAAGUCCUUACCAGUUCGAGAGAAUCGUCCAAAGAUUAUUUUUAUAUACAUUGCUGCAUGUUAUUUUAUUAGUUGGUAAUACCGCACGCAUUUUCGCAUUAUAAACUGAAAAUAAAUGUAUUCGUUUGCUA